CUGCUAAGGAAGUUCUUCGGUUAUGAUAUUCAUCCAGAUGCUGUGAGUACAACCAACACCCUUUAUGUAGGAGCAAGAAAUACAUGAUUACAGCAAUGAUGCUGAAAGGAAAGAAGAUGCUGAUAUUCAUACUCCUAGUUACCUAUUCUAAGACAAUGGCUAUGAAGCCUUAUCCAAGAACUGGCAUGCUGUCUGACAGCAACAUCAGUUAUUGCUUGAGCUGGAGGUUGGCAGUGGAGGCAAACAAUUUACGUGCAUGGCGCACGGUCCCAUCUCAAUGCCUACGCUAUAUCGAAAUCUAUAUGAUUGGGGGACAGUAUGACAGGGACAUUGGACUGAUUGUGGAGCAAAUAAUGAGUUAUGUGAAUGAGAUAACCCUCUCCAAUGAUGGCAUGGAUGCUUGGAUUUUUGAUGUUGAUGACACCUGCAUUUCUAAUGUGUUUUACUACAGGGGAAAGAGAUAUGGGUGUGACCCAUAUGAUCCAAGUGGUUUUACAGCAUGGGCGAUGAAAGGAGGGUGUCCAGGAAUUCCAGCAGUCCUUGAAUUAUUCAACAUGUUAGUUGAAAGUGGCUUCAAAGUAUUCCUUAUUACUGGCAGGAACCAAGACACCCUUGGCCAGGCCACCAUAGAUAAUUUGCAUAAUCAAGGUUUCAGAGGCUAUGAGCAGCUGAUUAUGAGGACAGCAGCCAACAAAGGACAAAGUGCAGUGACCUUCAAGUCAGAGAUGAGGAGGCAACUAACAGAAGCAGGGUACAGAAUAUGGGGAAAUGUUGGUGACCAGUGGACUGAUCUUCAAGGAGAAUGUUCGGGAAAUAGAAGUUUUAAGCUCCCUAAUCCCAUGUAUUUCGUCCCUUAAAAUAAAUUCCAUG
This is a messenger RNA of Carica papaya (papaya), 870 nucleotides long. RefSeq names its product HAD superfamily, subfamily IIIB acid phosphatase. The record is from RefSeq and is a predicted model, not a curated record. Lineage: Eukaryota; Viridiplantae; Streptophyta; Magnoliopsida; Brassicales; Caricaceae. Gene Ontology annotation, molecular function: acid phosphatase activity.